This is a messenger RNA of Parasteatoda tepidariorum (common house spider), 4212 nucleotides long. It is a transcript of the gene und, whose product is annotated as methionyl aminopeptidase und. The record is from RefSeq and is a predicted model, not a curated record. Gene Ontology annotation, biological process: proteolysis. Gene Ontology annotation, cellular component: cytoplasm. Gene Ontology annotation, molecular function: metalloaminopeptidase activity. NCBI's taxonomy places the organism in Eukaryota, Metazoa, Arthropoda, Arachnida, Araneae, Theridiidae.
UGUUUUUAUUCUCUCAACUUCACUCACAUGGUUCUCUAUUUCAAAAAUGGCUGCCGUCGUGCAAGAUCACAAUUCCAGAAUUGAAGAAGAAAAUGAUGAAAUUAGGGAAGAUCCUAAUGAUGUGGAUGAUGCUGAAGACGAAUUAAGUGCCAAAGAUCCAGCCCAAAAGAAAAAGAAGCGAAAGAAGAAGAAGAAAGCUGCUGCCCCUCAAGAUAGUGUUAAUGAUACUUCUGAAGAUGUUGAAAUAGUUACUCAAAAGUUGCAACAUCAAGUUAUUGACGGAGAAGCUAAUAACAGAGAUGCAGAUGUUGAAGAUGAUGGAAAAGGAGAAAAUGUUGAAGCCAGCAAAAAGAAAAGGAAGAAGAAAAACAAAGGUAGUGGAGGAGUAAAGCAAACUGACCCACCGUCCAUCCCUAUUAAAAAUCUAUAUCCAGAUGGUAACUUCCCAGUUGGACAAGAAGAACAAUACAGUACUGGAGCUGAUGGACGCACUGGUAAGGACAGAUUUACUUCAGAAGAGAAGAAAGCUAUUGAACAGAUGGAACAAGAUAUAUACAAAGAGAUCAGAAUAGCAGCUGAAGCUCAUAGACAGACUAGACAAUAUAUUAGGAAAUUUAUUAAACCAGGAAUGACUAUGAUAGAAAUAUGUGAGGAGUUAGAGAAAACAGCUAGAGCUUUAAUAGAUGAGAAUGGCCUUCAGUCUGGAUUAGCCUUUCCCACGGGUUGCUCUCUCAACAACUGUGCUGCUCACUACACUCCUAAUGCUGGGGACACCACCGUCUUGACCUAUGAUGAUGUUUGCAAAAUAGAUUUUGGAACCCAUGUUAACGGACGUAUAAUUGAUUGUGCCUUCACUCUUACCUAUAAUCCCAAAUAUGACAAACUUCUUGAAGCUGUUAGAGAAGCAACUAAUACUGGUAUUAAGGAAGCGGGAAUUGAUGUAAGGCUGUGCGAUAUUGGUGAAGCUAUUCAAGAAGUAAUGGAAUCUUAUGAAGUAGAACUAAAUGGAAAAACAUACCCAGUUAAAUCUAUUCGGAAUUUGAAUGGUCACUUGAUUGGGCAGUAUCGAAUACAUGCUGGUAAAACAGUACCUAUUGUCAAAGGUGGAGAAGCAACCAAGAUGGAGGAAGGUGAGUUUUAUGCAAUAGAAACUUUUGGAAGUACUGGCAAAGGUUAUGUUCAUGAUGAUAUGGAAGUAUCUCAUUAUAUGAAAAAUUUUGACACUGGUCAUGUGCCGUUAAGGUUAGCACGAUCUAAACAACUUUUGAAUGUCGUAAAUCAAAAUUUUGGAACUUUGGCAUUUUGUCGUCGGUGGCUUGAUCGUCUGGGCCAAACAAAGUACCUGAUGGCUCUGAAAGACUUGUGUGACAAAGGUAUCGUGGAUCCUUACCCACCCCUGAGUGAUAUUAAAGGCUCCUACACCGCUCAGUUUGAGCACACAAUAUUGCUUCGCCCCACCUGCAAAGAGGUCAUUAGUCGAGGAGAGGAUUAUUGAUCUUCAGGCUCAAACUAGGACUCUCUUCUUUUUUUUUAAACAUCAAACAAUUCUUAUGUUUCUUUUUUCCUUCUCUUUUUUUUGAUUCCCCCUAUUUUUGUUAUGAAAUGCUUGUUAUAUCAGAGUAUUUUCAUUGUUGCUGUUUGGAUGUGUGGUAAAACCAUUAACAUUUUGGCAUUCACUGAAAACAUUUGACUUAUCAUGAAACUGCAGCUAUCUUUAAAUGCUUCCAAGAAAUAUUGAAACUUAAUGUACGUAGAAAUUUUUCAGCCAAUUUGGCUUUUGUUUUUUUGUUGGCGCUGCAAUAGCUAAUCGUUUUUCCCGUUUUAAAUUAUUUAGAUGUUUUUAAAUGUACUCUAACGGGGUUGCCACUCCACAGGGAAAACCUGGAAAAUACAGGGAAUUUUAAUAAUAGGGGAAAUUUGAGUUUUUUCUUACAAACUGGGAAUUUUAAUUCUUAUUUUCCUCUUUUGAAAAAUGGUGACCACUCUAAAGUUAUGGCAUAUUUAAGGAUGAUAUUUCAAGUGUACUGAACUAUUUCAUUUACUAUAUGGCAUUAUUUGUUUUAAGUAUGUUGAGCUGUUUUCCAGCAAUAAAAUAAAACUAGUAUAGUUAGCCCAAUAUAACUCACACACAAGUGAUUGCACACUUCUCAAUAUGUUGUGUAUAAUAUGUACAGGGAAAACACGGGGAAAUUUUUUUUUCGAUAUUUGAGUGGCAACCCCGAAGCUUGAAAUUGCAGCUAUCUAAAUACUUGAAACUUUUCAGGAAAUUUUGAAACUUAAUAUGUGUAGAAAUUUCUGUCAUAAUCUGACUUUUUUAUUAUUAUUGGUGUUGUAAUAGCCAAGUUCAUUUUUCCAGUUUAAAAUUUUUAAAUUGCUUAGAUGUUUUUAAAUAUACUAUAAAUUAAUUAUUAAGAUUAGUUACUUUGCCUAAGUUUGGCAGGGAUUUUAUUUGUGCUUACAAUAUUGCUAUACUAAAAAAAGAAAAAUUAUACACAAAUUUUUUUCUCAGUAUUUUUUCUGAAUAUAAUUUUUUUUAAAUCUUUAGCAAAAAGUAAAGGAUUUAGUAUCUAAAUAAAAAAAAUAGAAUAAAUGAAAGCGAGAUCUUGCAUAAAAUCUCUUCAGUUUCUUGAAAGGUAUAGAGAGAGAUAAGCAUCAUUAUGCUAUUGUGAGUAUUGGUUCUAAGUGAUACCAGACAAAAAGUCUUUAAAAAUUAAAAUUGGUUGUUUUUCUCUAAUUUUAUCAUUUUAUUUGCUUUAUUUUAAGUGAUUAAAAAAUUUCCGUAACAUUAUUUUAGAAUAAUUUUUUGAUUUCCACAUUUUUUUUUUAAUGAAAGUUAUGUCAAAUGUAGACUUUUAAGUUGGUUUCAGAAAAUGCUAUUUAUGGCUUGGUUUUACUAUUCACUUAUUAAUUUACAAUUUCAAAAGUCGCCAAAUGAAAUGUUGAAUAGUCAAUGUUUAAAUGUAUUUGCUCAAAGUCCAAUCACUUUUCAGUUAAUUUGAAUAAAAUAUUGGAAAUUAGUAAUAUUUCUGAAGAGUGGGAAGCCCUUUCUUAUUUUGCACUAUUUUUUUUCUUCCUUUAGUAUUACUGUUCGAGUUCUGUAACUUGAGCCAGUAGAAAAAUCUUAAAAAUUGCUUCAACUUUUAAGUAGUAAACAUUUCGUUUAUUUACUUAAAAAUAGAAUAUCUCUAUCCUUUGGCAUUCUAACAAAUGUAACUUUUUUUUGCUCUUUAUUUACAUUUGUUUUUAACAAUUAGAGUAAAUUGAAGCUCCAUGUUACAAAACUCAGUCAUUUGUUUUUCAACAUAAAUGUGUUUACAAUCCAAUUUUAAUGUUUUAGAGCCUAUGGCUUAUCUCUUUUUUGCAUCAUAUGUUUGAAUUUUUGUAUGAAAAACUUGCUUUAUUUACUUUGGUAAAAAUGUACAUCUUCAUCCAUGGUGCCAGACGUAAAUAAUAAAUGUGUGCACACUUUUUUAUUAAACAGAAUUUUUGUUGUUUAUAAGUCACUUUGAGUUUGACAAUGCUGCUUAUACUUUUUUUUUUGUAUUUUUGUUGCUUUUUGUUGUUAAUAAUGAUUUAAGAGUAUACAAAAAAAAUUUAAAAUAUGAUUUCAACUAUCUUGUUGGAAAUUGUAUUACUUAAGAUUUGACUUCCAAAGAAAAAUUUGUUUCUGAUGAAACAAAAACUUCUGAGCUCUUCAUUUAUGUAAUUAUCAGAACUUCAAUCUAUUGACGGUUUAAAAAAAUAACAGAGAGUUGUUCUAAAAACUUGUUUUUUUAGAAAGUUGCAUUUUAUCGAUUUCAUCUACUUAGUUCGCUUGUUUAAAAACUGGUAUUUUCUAGUCAAAGUGUAAAACUGGAAAAUAAGUAUUGUUAUUAUAAUUUUUUUUUAUCUUAUUCCAAUGCUUUUUUUUUUUAAAGCUGUAAGAAAAAUUAAUAUUGUAUGUUUGUUAUAACAGAUAAUUAAUUGUCAUGUUUGCUAAAAUAGGCCAUUUUGUUGUAAAUUUGUUGAUGACUUAAGGUAAAAAAAUAAAACUGAAUAAUUCACAAGAUGAAAAUAAAGCUAUUUUUGUAAUCAAUGGAAAAUGUAAAAAAAUAUUUAAAUAAAUCACCAUAACUGUGAAUGACAAAUACCGUUUGUACUUGUGUAAUUUCUUUGUAAAGUAAAGUGUAAAAGAGAAAUAUCUUUUUCCAGAUUAAACACUACAUCUAUGGA